AUGAAGCCACCGCAGCGGCGGCGAGCGAUCCCGAGGCGCUAUCUGGUUGAAGUGACCGGCCCCGCGGCCUGGAGAGCCAGCGAGAAGCGGCAGCUGUUACGACUACUGCAGGCGCGACAGGGCCAACCAGAGCUGGACGCCGCCGAGCUGGCCCGAGAGUUGCCGGGCCGGAGCAAGACCGAGAUCGAGGACUUUCUCCGGCAGCUCAAGGGCCGAGUGGCCCGGAAGGCCAUUCAGAGGAUACAUCCAGGUGGCCCAAAGGGUCCAAGGCGCUGGGAAACACAGACCCCAGCCCCCAUCGAGGUGUGGAUGGAUCUGGCUGAGAAGAUAACAGGCCCACUGGAGGAGGCGCUUACUGCGGCUUUCUCACAGGUGCUCGGCAUCGCUGCCACGGAGCCCAUCAACCUCCUGCACUCAGUGCCCUCCAAGCCCACGCAGGCAAGUGGGAAACUACUGCCCCUCAGCGCCCCUGGAGGACAGCAGGACCUGGGUCCUGAGGCUUCCAGCCCCGCCCCCAAGGCCUCCGGAGGGCAUGAGGUUCCCGGCUCCACCCCCAAGACGCAAGGCCCUGUUCCUGAGGCAUCCUCUGAAUCCCUGACUGGCCAGUCUGCUGAGGGAGACUUUUCUGUGGACUUCGAGAAGAUCUACACGUACCUGUCAUCCGUCUCCCGCGGUGGCCAGGUCCCUGAGCUUUCCGCAGCUGAGUCCGCUGUGGUCCUUGACCUGCUCAUGGCGCUUCCUGAGGAGUUGUCCCGUCUGCCCUGCGCCACCCUGGUUGAACACAUGUCGGGUAUGUACCGACAUCUGAUGGCCCCUCAGCGUGACUUUGCCAGUGGCAGCCUGGCUUCCAGAACUGGGGAUAGCGGGGCAGGUUCCAGCGGUCAGGAGGAGACUGGCCAGGCCACCCCUCAGGCCCCCGAGAAUGCUGGCUCCAGCCAGCCCAUAACCUCUUGGCAAGCGGCUGGGGUGUGCCCCCUGAACCCGUUCCUGGUACCCUUGGAACUUCUGGGCCAGGUGGCAAGGAAGGGGCCUGGCAGGCAGGGGACACUGCAGACCUCGGUGAGCCCCCAGACCCUCAAUCCUGCUUGA
Rangifer tarandus platyrhynchus (Svalbard reindeer) is the source of this 1089-nucleotide messenger RNA. NCBI's taxonomy places the organism in Eukaryota, Metazoa, Chordata, Mammalia, Artiodactyla, Cervidae. The record is from the annotation of a GenBank genome assembly.